Messenger RNA from Cantharellus anzutake, 1445 nucleotides. RefSeq names its product PLC-like phosphodiesterase. The coding region runs from base 315 to 1253 and encodes 312 amino acids. Gene Ontology annotation, molecular function: phosphoric diester hydrolase activity. The transcript has 10 exons. The record is from RefSeq and is a predicted model, not a curated record. Gene Ontology annotation, biological process: lipid metabolic process. Lineage: Eukaryota; Fungi; Basidiomycota; Agaricomycetes; Cantharellales; Hydnaceae.
UGAAGCAGUGACUGAUUACAGUUUGACUUUUCCCUCCUUUACUCCCUCACUUUGGGGCAUGAGCCUUCCCACCGAUUGAUGGACUAUGUAACACGAGCAAAAGAGGAAAUUCUACCUGUUUAUUUUUCUCUCUUUAAUCCCUAGGCACUUGUCUGAAUUCAAGUACUGAUUACACCUCUUCAGGCUAUUACUCCCGCAAUCUAUAAAAGGCCCAGGGAUUCCGCGAACUCCCCCAUUUCUGUCCCCCCAACAUCGAAACCAGCGAUCUGUUGCUCAUCACUAACUGCGCAUAUUACUCUACUUCACCUAUCAUAAUGGUUGUAUCGUCGUUGACACUUCCUGAAUGCUGGGGGCAUCGCGGAGCCAGCGCUGCUUUUCCUGAAAAUACAUUGGCUUCCUUCUCUGCCGCCAUCCGGGAUGGUGCUGAAGGCAUUGAAAGCGACGUGCACGUGUCAAAAGACAAUGUCGUCAUCAUGUUUCAUGAUCCUUCCCUCGACCGGACGACGAACGUGAAAGGCUUAAUCCGGGACAAGGAUUGGUUCGGUGAUAUGGAGCAUGCUCGUACGAUCAAGAAAGGUCUGGAUGGUCACCCGCAACCAAUCCCUACCUUCAAGGACACCGUAGAACUCAUCAUGAAGGAAGGAAACAACCACGUCAAAUUUAACGUUGACGUUAAAGUUCAAAAUGAUCCGGGUCAUCUUUUCGUGCUCAUGCGAGAGAUCAUUUGUGCCCAGCCAAAUUGGGAAACUCAACUGGCUCCUCGUAUUGUCCUUGGAUUGUGGCAUCCUAAAUUCAUCGGGCCAGCCCGGCGUUGUCUUCCUUUCCUCCGCCUUGCCCAUAUCGGGAUGAGCACUCACAUCGCAAGGGAGUACUUCUGGGAAACUUGCGAAACGUUUUCGAUGAGCUUCUCGAGUUUACUUGGGUGGGAAGGAGAGAAGUUCCGUGAGGACUGUGCGAAGGAUGGGAAGAAAGUCAUGGUUUGGACCGUUAAUCGCCGGGAGGAAAUGAUUGAGGUCGCCCGUUGGGGUGCGAGCGUCGUCCUCACUGACGUAACGAGUGACUGGCUGGCAUUACGUGCAGAAUUGCAACGCGAUUACGGCAAGACGUUUUUUUCCGCAUCCCGCCUCUUCCUUUGGACACGGCCUAAUUAUUACAGAAUUAUGCAAUUCAUCGCUUCAAGUUCCGAACUAUCGAGAUUGGAGCGUAUUGGAGGACCUUUUGAGAAGGUUUUGGCUAGCGUUCAGAUCGCAUGAGUAUUUCGUCUUUUCUGUUAAAUUAUCGUGGACCUGUCGGCUGGUGAUGGCGAGAUGAAUAGAUCUCGAUGCAGUAGAGGAGAGGUGGCCUUGCAAUUGACGUUGGAGGCCCGACGCAUUCAAUAGAUGUAAAAUUGUUCAAGUGCUUAAUUAAUAUUCCUUACAUUUGAGGUUCAUAUCCUUCAUUUCGUG